Molecule: messenger RNA, 1279 nt
Organism: Mauremys reevesii (Reeves's turtle)
Lineage: Eukaryota; Metazoa; Chordata; Testudines; Geoemydidae
Gene: PLPP1
Product: phospholipid phosphatase 1
Exons: 6
Coding region: 148-1005 (285 amino acids)
Biological process (GO): signal transduction; phospholipid dephosphorylation; phospholipid metabolic process
Molecular function (GO): phosphatidate phosphatase activity
Source: RefSeq, a predicted model, not a curated record
AGCGGCGGCAGCAGCAGCAGCGGCCAGUGCCAGGCGCCGUUGGCUGGAUGCGGCAGAGCCCCUCCCGCUACCCCCAGGCACCAAGCCCCGCCGGAGCCCGCGCCCCUCGCAGCGCAGCAGCCGUCGCCGGCGCCCCGGGCUGGCAGGAUGUUUGACAAGACGCGGCUGCCCUUCGUGUUCCUGGACGUGGUCUGCGUGGUGCUGGCUGGCUUACCCCUGGGUGUUCUAAACUUGGCCAAAAUAAAGCCAUAUCAGCGAGGCUUUUUCUGUAAUGAUGACAGCAUCAAGUAUCCAUUCCAUGACAGUACCGUCACAUCCACUGUCCUCUAUGCAGUGGGGUUCACCCUGCCCAUUUUCUCUAUAAUCGUAGGAGAAGGCCUGUCUGUCUAUUAUAACUGUUUGCACUCGAAUUCAUUUGUCAGAAAUAACUACAUAGCCACUAUUUACAAAGCCAUUGGGACCUUCAUUUUUGGUGCGGCGGCUAGCCAAUCCCUGACGGACAUUGCCAAGUACUCCAUAGGUAGACUGCGGCCCCACUUCCUGGCUAUAUGCCAACCAGAUUGGACACGAGUCAACUGCAGUCUAGGUUACAUUGAAAACUUCCCAUGUCAAGGCGACAAAGUACAAGUUAAUGAGGGAAGACUGUCAUUUUACUCUGGGCAUUCUUCAUUCUCCAUGUACUGCAUGCUGUUCCUAGCACUUUAUCUUCAGGCCAGAAUGAAAGGAGAUUGGGCAAGACUUGUACGUCCCACAGCACAAUUUGGUCUCAUUGCUGCAUCUAUCUACGUGGGUCUCUCCCGUGUUUCUGAUUACAAACAUCACUGGAGUGAUGUGUUGACUGGACUCCUUCAGGGAGCCGUGGUAGCUGUGCUCAUCGUGGUGUAUGUAUCAGAUUUUUUCAAAGUGAGGGGAUGUACCUUUAAACCCAAUGAAGAAGAUUCGCAUACAACUCUACAUGAGACACCAACAAAUGGAAAUCACUAUGGCAGUAAUCAUCAACCAUGAAGAAUUGCUGAGCAUGAUCCUGUGAAGCCUCCUGCUUUCUAAAAGAAAAAUGAUUUAAUGAGUCUCCCUAUGUAAAAUAAAUAAAUGCCUUUAAGGGACUGCUGCUGCUAUAUAUCUCUUGGAUGCUCACUUUACAUGUGUAUAUAGUAACAUAACAGCAUUAUGUAUAUCUAACAGCUUUAAAAAUCUUUUUUAAAAUUCUAUUAGUUCAAGCUUACUGCUUAUAAAAACACUUAAAUGUAAUUUUUUUAUUAAAAUAACAUGGUAACACUUA